UGAUUCCAACCUAAAGCUGUGGUAUCGGUUUAUGAAUCAGACAGGAAAAGCUACUGAUAUUUGUUUUUCAGUCGUGAUUUGCUAAUAAAUUACUGAAAAAAUGGCAAAAAAUACCUCUAGCUCGGCCUUCAGGAAAAUUGAUGUUGAUUUGUACUGCGAAGACAAUUAUAAGGAAGAAGAUACAGAUGGGGGACCGACUGGCCCAGAUGAAAAUGAAGUCAACAAUUUACUUCAAAAAGGAAAAAAUUUGGAUGCUCUGAAGUUGGUCUUGACGAAUGCUCCACUUGGUAGUAAAAAUCAACAGACAAAGGACAAUGCCCUACAUCUAACAUUGAAAGUAUUAUUGUCUAUAAAACCACCACAAAUUGAAGAUGCUGUGAGUCAGUUAACUCCUGAAUUGUUGGAUGUCCUAAUGAAAUAUGUUUACAAGGGUUUUGAGUAUCCUUCAGAAGGCAGUAGUGGUCAGUUAUUAUUAUGGCAUGAAAAAAUUUUCAAUUUAGGAGGGGUAGGUUGCAUUGUGAGGGUCUUGUCAGAUACAAGAAGAGCUUGAGUCCUUGAAAAGUGGUGAAAACUUUUGUUUUCCAGAAAUUUAGAGUAUUUUAUGAAAUUUUAUUUCAUCAUUGUUAAAAUAUAACCAUCUUAUGUUAAUAAUGAAUAUUUUAUUUGAAAUUUUUUGCUUGAUGCAUUCAUAUUAAAAAAAUAUUGAUAAUUUCGAAGUAAAUGAUAGUCUGUCUCUAUUUUCUAUUCAAUAUUUUGAAUUAGGAUUGUAAUAUUACAAUAUACGUAUUAUCAAAAUAUGUUAUCACACGACUAUUGUUUAUAAAGGUCUAAAUUUGAAAAUAUUUUAAAUGGUUACAGCCACAUAAAUGUCUUUUGAAUUAGACAUAAAUAGAGCCUACCUUAACAUAAGCAAUAUAAACACCAGCUUUCAGUUGUAAUUUUUGUAUUAUAAAAUAUAUUCAUAUAAAAUUCUA
This is a messenger RNA of Harmonia axyridis, 974 nucleotides long. RefSeq names its product actin-related protein 2/3 complex subunit 5-C (gene Arpc5). Gene Ontology annotation, cellular component: Arp2/3 protein complex; cytoplasm; actin cytoskeleton. Gene Ontology annotation, molecular function: actin filament binding. The record is from RefSeq and is a predicted model, not a curated record. Gene Ontology annotation, biological process: regulation of actin filament polymerization; Arp2/3 complex-mediated actin nucleation; cell migration. The transcript has 3 exons. NCBI's taxonomy places the organism in Eukaryota, Metazoa, Arthropoda, Insecta, Coleoptera, Coccinellidae. Bases 101 to 550 code for a protein of 149 amino acids.